AUGGACCAUUUCUUCCGUGGUGCAGCCAUCACCGCGUCUUCUUAUCAUCUCGUCCAUGCGGCGGCACAGCAGAUGAAGCCUCUCCGGUCCUUUCCAUUCCCGCUCAACAUUGGGACGGACAUUUGCCAGAUCUCUCGCAUCUAUGGCAUCCUCAAGAGUCCCCGGGGCCUGCGGUUUGUGAACCGAAUCCUCUCGCCAGAGGAGCAGGCCAAUAAAGACCCGAGGCUGCGAUGUCUUGAAGACCGUCCUAUUGUUAAGCCUUUUAAAGCCGAUGAGCUUUACCCCUUUGAAAAGAAUAAAGGAGGGGGCGGUUCGAUUAGCGAGGAGAUGGCUCGUCGGGAUCCAGAUGUGUGGACAGCCGCUGCGUUUGUUGCAGGCAGAUUUGCUGCCAAAGAAGCGGCCAUCAAGGCCCAUUCGCACCGUCGGCUCACGUUCCAUGACGUGGUGAUUGAACGCCGCGGCAGAAAGGAGGAGCGUCUCGGGAGCGGACCGCCGGUGGCGCGGAUCAAGGGCGAGGGCGAGGCGGAUGCGGAUGUGAGUGCUAUGAUUUCGAUUAGCCAUGAUGGGGACUAUGCGACGGCGGUUUGCAUGGCGCACGAUCCGAGUGUUGGGGUGGAGGAGGAGGAGGAUGAUAUUGUGCGGAGGUGGAAUAUGGGUGAGAUUUGCUGAGGCACAUUUGCAAAUAAUAGAAGAUGCUUUUGAUUA
Molecule: messenger RNA, 705 nt
Organism: Trichoderma atroviride IMI 206040
Lineage: Eukaryota; Fungi; Ascomycota; Sordariomycetes; Hypocreales; Hypocreaceae
Source: RefSeq, a predicted model, not a curated record